This is a messenger RNA of Anas platyrhynchos (mallard), 852 nucleotides long. RefSeq names its product H2B.K variant histone 1 (gene H2BK1). Gene Ontology annotation, cellular component: nucleosome. Gene Ontology annotation, molecular function: structural constituent of chromatin; protein heterodimerization activity; DNA binding. NCBI's taxonomy places the organism in Eukaryota, Metazoa, Chordata, Aves, Anseriformes, Anatidae. The record is from RefSeq and is a predicted model, not a curated record.
CCCCGUGGUAGCUCAUGGUUGCUCUGUUAGAGCUUGCUCAGGGGAAGGGGCUAAGAUGAGUGCAGAGGCUGGGAAGAAGCGUGGUGGUCAUGCUUCCACUUCUGGAGACAGGAAGUCUAAGAGAAAGCCCAAAAGAAAGGAAACCUAUUCAGUUUAUAUCUACAAAGUACUGAAGCAAGUGCACCCUGACACCGGCAUCUCCUCCAAGGCCAUGAGCAUCAUGAACUCCUUUGUCAAUGAUAUCUUCGAGCGGCUGGCUUCAGAGGCCUCCCACCUGGCCCAGUACAACCACCGCUCCACCAUCACCAGCCGCGAGGUGCAGACGGCUGUGCGGCUCCUGCUGCCUGGCGAGCUGGCCAAGCAUGCUGUCUCUGAGGGCACCAAGGCUGUCACCAAGUAUACCAGCAGCAAGUGACCGCUGGGCCACAAUUAAACCUUUCUGCCUUGGCUGCACCCCAUCUGUCAUGGCUCUGUGGGGUUGUGUUGAGGGGGGUGUCACUGUUGGGCGUGGGCACUGGUGGGGCCUGUGCAGCCUAAACUUAAAGGUUUGGAACAUAAGUAAUUGAAGUGGUUUAUAUAGAGAAGAUUGUAUCAAAUCAUCAACUUAAUAGAUAAUGUCACAGUCUUGUCACUUCUAAUUUUUAGAAAGAAUUGCUUUGGCUUUAAUUAGUUCUAUAUGUUAACUAGAGCACCCAAAUAGCAUGUAGUUGUUUCUGAGCUAUCUAGCUCUCAGCAAAUUGUUAACAGUAGAUCAUGGAUGGUGACUCUACUUCUUGUGGAGUCCUGUGGGAUUUGGUAUUUGGUCUGAUGUAACAGUAAAAGCAAAAUCUGCAAAUACACUUUAAAAACACA